This is a messenger RNA of Suillus plorans, 1065 nucleotides long. RefSeq lists its product as uncharacterized. Lineage: Eukaryota; Fungi; Basidiomycota; Agaricomycetes; Boletales; Suillaceae. Bases 1 to 1065 code for a protein of 354 amino acids. The transcript is spliced from 4 exons. The record is from RefSeq and is a predicted model, not a curated record.
AUGCUGCCGAACAAAACCAACUUGAAGUCCUUGACUACUCCCAAUGAUCAGUCGCAGAACGAGAUGCCACUUUAUGAACAAUUGACUGCAUCAGAAGAAUCACAUAACUGGGAACUUGAAGAUCGUGUCAACUGCCGUGCAGAGGAUAUCGACAUUCACCAACAUGUCAUUCGUCUCCUGGAGACCAACCUCAAAAUCCAGGAGGAACGGAUCUCAGAGACAAUGUCUGAGCUGGGGAAGGAUCCUGGGAGCAGGAUAAGCCAUGCUCGUCAGAGCAGUGAUGAAUCUUGUCGAAGUCUAGGACAGCUCGAGGAUCUACACACCGCACGUCCUGGGCGGAGACACAGGAGAGUCAGACCAUCUGACUCGAUCGCAUCUAAGUCGUCAUCUAAACAUCGACGAUCAUCCACCUCCAAUGGCUUGUCAGAUUUCAUCACCGCAAUACCCAAACCUCCUGCAAUCACCAAGCAAUUGUCUCAAUAUGUCCUUCGUGCGCAACGGAAGUUCAAGCCGUAUGACAAGCCGCAUGGUCGCUUGCCCACUGCACUAGAGCUCCGUUAUGUUGAUAGGUUUUGCGGGAAGUGCCCCGGCGAGACUGAUAUGAGUCUGGCAGAUGUCAAAGCGGGCAAAGACGUCUUUGAGCGUGGUGUUGCGCUCCUAUCUAAGGAGACUAUCACUCAAAUUGUUGUCGCCAAGCGAGCUGCUUGUGAAUCUAUGCGCUUACGCGCUAUGACAACGGCUUGGGAAAUCCAAGCCUCAUCGGAACACUCUAAGCUUCUUGAAUUGAUUUUUAAGGAGGAAGCUAGAAAUUUUGCCGACCGCGCCGCAGCAGUUUCCUUUAUGGAAAUGCUCGUUCCACAGAACAAGCAAGAGCUUGAAGCUUCUAUGGACUUCCACGUUGGCGCAUACAGUCAUGACCUCACGUCACUCGCUGUUGGUGACUUACAGCUUGAACAAGUUGAGGGCCUUGCACGCAACUUACCCGAGGAAGAUGGCUCGGAUGUGGAGAGGAAUCCUGUGGAGUCCGAGUCCGAAUCCGAAUCCGAAUCCGAAUUGGAUGGCUGA